This is a messenger RNA of Manihot esculenta (cassava), 675 nucleotides long. RefSeq names its product aspartic proteinase NANA, chloroplast-like. The coding region runs from base 1 to 675 and encodes 224 amino acids. The record is from RefSeq and is a predicted model, not a curated record. The transcript has a single exon. Lineage: Eukaryota; Viridiplantae; Streptophyta; Magnoliopsida; Malpighiales; Euphorbiaceae.
AUGGGGUUGGGAUUCGGCGAACAGUCUUUUGCGAUGCUGUUGGCUCAGUUGUUUGGGAACAAAUUCUCGUAUUGUUUCGUCGACCACUUGAAACCAAGUAACUUUAAAAACUACCUCAGUUUCGGACAGGCUCAACAUUCUGUACCAAAGAAACUGCAGUACACAAGACUACUUGUAAUAAGAGACGCUCCAUAUUACUGGCUCAAUGUUACCGGAAUCUCGGUCGGCGAUAAACUGCUAAAUAUUCCAGCAGUUAUAUGGAGCAUUCCGGAUGGUGGUGGAACCAUUAUCGAUUCAGGUUCGAGUUUGACACAUCUAAAAGAAGCUGCAUACGACGCUGUGACGGACGCUCUUAGAGCUACGAUUUCAAAAUUUAAAAAGGUAGAGCUGCCGGUGACUGAGUUUUGUUUCGAAGCUAAUGGAUUCCAAGAAGCAUUGGCUCCUAAACUUGUAUUUCAUUUUGAUGAUGGGGCUGUACUUGAGCCGCCGGUUAAGAGCUAUAUCAUUGAUGCGGCGGAGGGGAUCAAGUGCCUUGGAUUUCAGAAAGUUGGGGGGGAUGAAAUCAAUAUCAUCGGUAACUUUAUACAACAAGAACAUUAUUGGGAGUAUGAUAUUGACAGGUUUAUGCUGGGGUUUGGUCCUUCCACUUGUAUCUUACCCAACCCUAAGGAUUAG